GCCAGGCUCCAUGUCAAAUCCACCUUGGAGCACAGACCCAGGGACCACGCAGGAGUUGGUGGGCUUGCUAGACGGUUCUUCACUCAGUGGCCAUGGGUGGCAACAGUAGCCAGGGUGGCAUUCAUACCUAUAGAUCCCUAUGUGAGGCUGGCCCCUCUGACUCCAUGAAGCCACCUAAAAGGCCCACGGGCAGACUGGUCAUGCACAGCAUGGCCAUGUUUGGCCGGGAGUUUUGCUACGCAGUGGAAGCAGCUUAUGUGACCCCGGUCCUGCUCAGCGUGGGCCUGCCCAAGAGUCUGUAUAGCAUGGUGUGGCUUCUCAGCCCCAUCUUGGGGUUCCUGCUGCAGCCCGUGGUCGGGUCGGUCAGUGACCACUGCCAGUCCAGGUGGGGCCGGCGGAGACCCUACAUCUUCACCUUGGCUGUCAUGAUGCUCUUGGGCAUGGCUCUGUACCUCAACGGGGAUGCCGUUGUAUCAGCUUUGAUUGCUGACCCAAGGAGGAAGGUGAUUUGGGCCAUAAGUAUCACCAUGAUGGGUGUGGUUCUCUUUGAUUUUGCUGCUGACUUCAUCGAUGGGCCCAUCAAAGCCUACUUAUUUGAUGUGUGUUCCCACCAGGACAAGGAAAGGGGCCUUCACUACCAUGCCCUCUUCACAGGUUUUGGAGGUGCGCUGGGCUACCUUCUGGGUGCCAUCGACUGGGCCCACCUGGAACUGGGAAGAGUGCUGGGCACAGAAUUUCAGGUCAUGUUCUUCUUCUCAGCCUUGGUGCUCACGUUGUGUGUUGUUAUUCACUUGUGCAGUAUCCCUGAAGCCCCACUCAGAGAUGUGGCAGAGGAUGUUCUCCCACAGCAAAGCCCCCAGGACCCUCUGCUGCCAUCAGUCAAAAUGCAUGAGCAUGGUUCUAUCGAGAAAGUGACAAACGGUUAUAUAAACCCAGAGCUGGCAGUUCAGGGGGAAAAAUCCCAAAAUCUUGCUGAACAGAGGCAGAGGGAAAUGACCAUGAAGUCACUGCUGAGGGCAUUGGUGAGCAUGCCUCCCCACUACCGCUGCCUUUGCAUCAGCCACUUCAUUGGAUGGACAGCCUUUCUGUCCAACAUGCUCUUCUUCACAGAUUUCAUGGGACAGAUUGUGUACCGUGGGAAUCCCUAUGGUGCACACAACUCCACAGAGUUUCUCAUCUACGAAAGAGGGGUCGAGGCUGGAUGUUGGGGCUUGUGCAUCAACUCCAUGUUUUCCUCAGUUUAUUCUUACUUCCAGAAAGUGUUGGUCUCCUACGUGGGAUUAAAAGGUCUUUACUUCAUGGGGUAUCUGCUAUUUGGCCUGGGGACAGGACUCAUCGGGCUCUUCCCAAAUGUCUACUCCACGCUGGUCCUGUGCACCAUGUUUGGCAUCAUGUCUAGCACCCUGUACACUGUGCCUUUUAACCUCAUUGCCGAGUACCACCGUGAGGAGGAGGAGGAGGACAAGGAGGAAGAGAGGCGGCAGACCUCGAGCAGGCACCCAGACAGCAGCGGGAGAGGCAAGGGCGCGGACUGUGCUGCCCUCACCAGCAUGGUGCAGCUGGCUCAGAUCCUGGUCGGAAGUGGCCUGGGCUUUCUGGUCAACGCGGCUGGAAGCGUCGUUGUCGUGGUGAUCACCUCCUCUGCGGUGGCACUGAUCGGCUGUUGCUUUGUGGCUCUCUUUGUGAGAUAUGUGGAUUGA
Molecule: messenger RNA, 1700 nt
Organism: Orycteropus afer afer
Lineage: Eukaryota; Metazoa; Chordata; Mammalia; Tubulidentata; Orycteropodidae
Gene: SLC45A2
Product: solute carrier family 45 member 2
Biological process (GO): transmembrane transport
Cellular component (GO): membrane
Molecular function (GO): sucrose:proton symporter activity
Source: RefSeq, a predicted model, not a curated record